AUGCCAUGCUUCGUGUCUAAGGAACUGGCGCCGUUGCUCGUUCCAGUGAACCAACCUGAAAAAGUCAAGUCGACCUUCGAGGAGUACGGCGUGUGUGUUGUGACGAAUGUGCUGACCGGCGAGGAAUGUGAGGUACUCGAGGAGCUCUGGCACGAUGAUUUGCUGCAAUUGCUGCGGGGAAAAAAAUCUCAGGACAACCAUUUAGGAAUGAAGGGGACGGCCUCCAAGCAUGGUUUGGCGCACGGAAGCUUCGCAUGGGCUGCACGACUGCAUCCGAAAGUGCGCCAAGUCUUUGCGGAUCUGUAUGACGCGGAGCAGCAGGACUGCUGUGGGGGCAAGCUCGAGGAGUUGGUGGUUGGCCUCAACCCUGUCUUCUGGUCUAGCGCCCAGGAUGCUGGCAAGGACACGAACCCUGAGUGGCUGCAUGUCGAUCAGAAUCAUCGCACAGGUGUGACAUGGCCCUGUGCACAAGGAGUGCUCUAUGUUUGGCCUUCCGAAGGUUCUAGCUCCUCAAGCACGGUGGUUUGGCCUAAGAGCCAUACGGAGGUGUAUGAGAGGAUGAUGGAGGAUCCACUGGCGAUGCUUCGUGGGCGCUCUCUAGCAGGACAAACGGUGAAGCUGAAGGAGCUGAAUCAGCCCCAUCUCCGCGAGGAGCUAAUGAGCGAGGCGCUGUUGAAUGCGCGGCGCGUGCCGUGCCCAGCUGGAAGUUUGCUCCUCUGGGACUCUCGCACCGUCCACCAGGGCUGGCGUGGUGGCCCUCGCUUGGCACAGCCCAUUUGCUGGGAGCCACGAGUCCGACGAUCAGAGGAGGCGCUCAAGCGGAAGUUAUGGAUGUGCUGCAGCGGCGUGCCCUCUACCCACUCCGCUGCAGAGGGCCGUGUACACGACAUGGCAAAGGAGGCACCCAGCCCUUCUUUGGAAGAUGGUUUGCCUUUGCUGAGGGCCUGCCUUGUACCCUAUGGCAUUCGCAGCAACCAGGAGCUGGACACAUACGGAUUGCAUUUUGAGAUAAUCACACGGCAGAAACUGUUCCUAGCUGCAUCCAACAAGUUGAGAACUUGGCCAAUCCACAUGGCCCAUGACUUUUCUGUCCGAAAGAGACAAACGAGAACAACGAAACACCGCGGCAGGAGAGUACUUGGGCUCAGCAACAGCAGGCCCUUUGGCCUUCCGAAACCCCCAAGCAGGUCGCCGCAGCCUCUUGGCACCAUGUGGUGUUUGCCUUAA
This is a messenger RNA of Durusdinium trenchii, 1227 nucleotides long. NCBI's taxonomy places the organism in Eukaryota, Dinophyceae, Suessiales, Symbiodiniaceae. The record is from the annotation of a GenBank genome assembly.